AUGCUGGGGGCGGUGAAGAUGGAGGGACACGAGGCUCCGGACUGGAGCGGAUACUACAGCGAGGAGGUCUACUCGCCCAUGACAGGAGCAGGGAUGGGCUCCGGCCUGGGGAUGGGCUCCAUGUCCGGCUACCUGCCCGGCGGCGCCGCCGCCGCCUCCUCCGGCUCCUUCAACAUGUCCUACGGCGGCAGCGGCCUGAGCCCCGCCCCGGUGGCCGGGAUGGGCGGCUCGGCCCCGGUGACCAUGUCGGGCCCCAUGGGCGGGGCCCUCAGCCCGUCCGGCAUGUCCUCACAGCAGAGCUCCGUGGGCCUGAACCCCUACUGCAGCAUGAGCCCCACCAUCAGUCCCAACAUGGGCUGCUACGGCGGCGGCGGCGGUGGCGGCGGGCUGAGCCGCGGCCGGGACAGCAAGGGCUUCCGGCGGAGCUACCCUCACGCCAAGCCGCCGUACUCCUACAUCUCGCUCAUCACCAUGGCCAUCCAGCAGGCGCCCAGCAAGAUGCUGACGCUGAGCGAGAUCUACCAGUGGAUCAUGGACCUCUUCCCUUACUACCGGCAGAACCAGCAGCGCUGGCAGAACUCCAUCCGCCACUCGCUCUCCUUCAACGACUGCUUCGUCAAGGUCUCCCGCUCGCCAGACAAGCCGGGCAAGGGCUCCUACUGGACCCUGCACCCGGACUCGGGCAACAUGUUCGAGAACGGCUGCUACCUGCGGCGCCAGAAGAGGUUCAAGUGCGAGAAGAAGCUGUGCGGCGGGAAGCUGGAGGGCCGCAAGGAGGCGGGCGGCUCCUCUCCCCCCGGGGACUCGGCCAAGCCGCGGCCGGACUCGCCCUCGGGCCUGGAGCUCAAGGUGGCCGGCUCCCACCUGCUGUCCUCCCUGGUGCUGCCCGCGCACCCCAUGUCCCAGGAGGCCCAGCUGCAGCUGAAGGACCCCCACUACUCCUUCAACCACCCCUUCUCCAUCAACAACCUGAUGUCCUCCUCGGAGCAGCAGCACAAGCUGGAGCUGAAGGCCUACGAGGCGCUGCAGUACUCCUCCUACGGCGCGGCCGGGGCCCCGGCGCUGGGGGCCCGGACCAUGGAGCACCUGGAGACCUCCUACUACCAAGGGGUCUACCCCAGGCCGCUGCUCAACCCCUCCUAGCUGCCGGAGCCUGCUGCCUGCAUGGACUGCAUUCACUCAUUCACACGCAGCACGCCGGGUCAAAGGUCGCGCAGAGGUCACAGCAGGUACAAACCCUCACGCCGGCAGGAGCUUCCCAACUACAUUUGACAAACGAUAAACAAAUCGCGACGAUGAACACGUGAACGCGCUGAGGUCAAGAGAGCCGGGUCGCGCAGAAGCGCCAUCACUAGAUCAGACGGAAGCGACCGCGGUGUCGGUGGCGGGAACAGUAGACGAACCGAGGCUUUCACUCGCGCACGACCUUCACCUGGACUGUGACUCCAAAUAUGGCGCGUUCUCCCACGACCUCGCCGCUUUAUUGCCGACCUCGGGUCACGACCUCCAACCCCCCUCGUCAAAGGUCUCAAUGCAGAGACAAGAAGUCAAGAGUUUCUGCCGCGUUUUUACUCCGAACUUUUGAGCACGACGAGCGCACGCGCGACCCUAAUAAAUCAAGUAAUAAGGGAUGGUCGUCGGCGGCGGCGGCCGCCGCCAUCAUCAUCAUCAUCAUCAUCAUCAUCAUCAUCAUCCUCAUCAUCAUCAUCAUCAUCAUCAUCAUCCUCGGAAGCCGGUGCGCGUGUCUGUGUGCGAGCGCGUGUGCGAGGCCUCUGCAUGUCGGAGCGGAAUCACGUGACGACCGUCCCUCCCGUCUGCAUGACUGCGGCCGACCGGAAGCGUCUCUGCUGUGUUUGUUUCCUGCAUGUUUUAAUUUAUUCUGUUUAUUCUGUUUUCAAAUAAAAGAGUGCGGAAAGGUUCGCUGCUGCUGGUCUGACUAUCCUGCUGAUGACAAGCUGACGGACUUCACGUGCUCGAGCUUCACCACUCACGCACAAAAACACGCACGGCCUCAGUGGAAACGGUCUCACGCGCGUGUUCGUCUUCAAUUAUGCCGAGAAAUUCACCACUGCAUUUGUCGUUAUGCAACACAGACCUUCGAUCGAUCUUCGAUUUCUAGAAAAAUACCGCUGUUUUAAACAAUUAAUUUUAAAGCGUAUUUAUUUUCCAAAUAAAGUGAACUCAUAAUGAACUGCACGUGAAGCCGUCAGCUGCGGAUCACGGAGCAAAAUCGCCGCAACAAUUCAGCAAAUACGACCUUUCAGUUUUCCCCGUGAAUAAUAAUAAUAAUGGCGAUGGCCUGGUGAGGAAUAAUAGACUUCUUAUUUACAGACUGAAUAAUAUUAUCGAAAA
This is a messenger RNA of Synchiropus splendidus (mandarinfish), 2352 nucleotides long. RefSeq names its product forkhead box A1 (gene foxa1). Gene Ontology annotation, biological process: anatomical structure morphogenesis; regulation of transcription by RNA polymerase II; cell differentiation. Gene Ontology annotation, molecular function: RNA polymerase II cis-regulatory region sequence-specific DNA binding; DNA-binding transcription factor activity, RNA polymerase II-specific; transcription factor binding. The transcript has 2 exons. The record is from RefSeq and is a predicted model, not a curated record. The coding region runs from base 1 to 1143 and encodes 380 amino acids. NCBI's taxonomy places the organism in Eukaryota, Metazoa, Chordata, Actinopteri, Syngnathiformes, Callionymidae.